This is a messenger RNA of Mugil cephalus (flathead mullet), 3521 nucleotides long. It is a transcript of the gene top1b, whose product is annotated as DNA topoisomerase Ib. The transcript has 21 exons. Gene Ontology annotation, biological process: chromosome segregation; DNA topological change; DNA replication. Gene Ontology annotation, molecular function: DNA topoisomerase type I (single strand cut, ATP-independent) activity; DNA binding. Bases 128 to 2437 code for a protein of 769 amino acids. The record is from RefSeq and is a predicted model, not a curated record. NCBI's taxonomy places the organism in Eukaryota, Metazoa, Chordata, Actinopteri, Mugiliformes, Mugilidae. Gene Ontology annotation, cellular component: chromosome; nucleolus.
AGUGAGCAAACAUCGGGACUCCAUUCCAGGCUGUCAGUAGUGAGGGUUCCCUGAGCCUCGCAUCCUCAACAGCUGCUGUCUGCCUCCGAUAACUUUACCCUGCUUUACAAACAGAAACAACUUGACCAUGAGCGGGGAUCAUGGACGCGGAGACACUCAGGUCAAUUCUGGAUCUAAAGGAACAGACUCUCACAAACAUAAAGACAAGCACAAAGACAAGGAGCACAGACACAAGGAUCACAAGAAAGACAAGGAGCGAGAGAAAUUCAAGUACAGCAACAGCGAACAUAAGGAGCACUCUGAGAAGAAACACAGAGACAAAGAAAAGCUGAAGCACGGAGACGGCAGCUCAGACAAGCACAGAGAAAAACACAAAGAGAAGGACAGGGACAAAGAGAAGAGGAGAGAGGAGAAGAUUCAUUCAUCCCAUUCAGACAAGCCUAAAAAGGAGAAGGAAAAUGGAUAUGCAAGAGACACAAGUCCUGCACCCAUUAAGAGCGAGCCCGAAGAAGACAACGGCUUCUACCCCUCCCCACAUCACUACAAGACCUCCAAACGGGAGUACGAUGAUGAAGAAUUUGAGUACAAGCCAAAAAAGGUCAAGGUGGAACACGACAAAAAGGCAAAGAAGAGGAAACAUGAGUACGAAGAAGACGCGGAGGAUGAGGACGUAAAGCACAAAAAGAAGACAAAAGACAAAAAGGGAACAGAGGGAAAGAAGGCCAAGAAAGAAGAAGAGGAGAAGUGGAAAUGGUGGGAGGAGGAGAGAUACACUGAUGGCUCCAAAUGGCGUUUCCUUGAGCAUAAGGGGCCAGUGUUUGCGCCACCGUACGAACCCUUGCCUAGCAAAGUCAAAUUUUACUAUGAUGGUAAGCCUAUGAAACUUAGCGCUCCUGCAGAGGAGGUAGCCACUUUUUUUUCCAAGAUGUUGGAUCAUGAGUACAGCACUAAGGAUAUCUUUAGGAAGAACUUCUUCAAGGACUGGAGGAAGGAAAUGACAUCAGAAGAGAAGUCUCUGAUCACUGACAUGAAUAAGUGCAACUUCAGUGACAUGAAUGAGUACUUCAAGGCCCAAUCAGAAGCUCGGAAACAGAUGUCGAAAGAGGAGAAACAGAAAAUCAAAGAGGAAAACGAGCGGCUCCUCCAGGAGUACGGUUUCUGCAUCAUGGACAACCACAAGGAGAGGAUUGGAAAUUUCCGCAUCGAGCCGCCGGGGCUGUUCCGGGGACGAGGCGACCACCCGAAGAUGGGCAUGCUGAAACGCCGCAUCAGACCCGAGGACAUCAUUAUUAACUGUAGCAAGGAUUCCAAGCACCCUAAACCUCCCCCGGGGACAAAAUGGAAGGAGGUUCGCCAUGACAACAAGGUGACCUGGUUAGCAUCUUGGACAGAGAACAUCCAGGGCUCCAUCAAAUACAUCAUGUUGAACCCUAGCUCCAGGAUCAAGGGGGAGAAGGACUGGCAGAAGUACGAGACUGCGCGGCGUUUGAAAAAGUGUGUGGACCGCAUACGUAAUCAGUACAGAGACGACUGGAAGUCGAAAGAGAUGAGGAUCAGACAGAGAGCUGUGGCGCUGUAUUUCAUAGACAAGCUGGCACUGAGGGCGGGUAACGAAAAGGAGGAAGGUGAGACAGCGGACACCGUCGGCUGCUGCUCUCUGCGGGUCGAGCACAUCAAGCUGUACCCCAAGAUGGACGACCAGGAGUACGUGGUGGAGUUUGACUUCCUGGGAAAAGACUCCAUCCGUUACUACAACAAGAUCCCCGUGGAGAAAAGGGUCUUUAAAAACCUCCAGUUGUUUUUGGAAAACAAGCAGCCUGAAGACGACCUCUUUGACCGACUGAAUACUUCUAUUCUGAAUAAGCACUUACAGGAGCUGAUGGAUGGACUAACAGCCAAGGUUUUCCGAACCUACAACGCCUCCAUCACUCUGCAGCAGCAGCUCAAGGAGCUCACCUGCCCUGAUGACAGCAUCCCAGCUAAGAUCCUGUCAUACAACCGAGCCAACCGGGCAGUGGCCAUUCUUUGUAAUCACCAGAGAGCUCCUCCCAAAACAUUUGAGAAGUCCAUGCAAACCCUCCAGACCAAGAUUGACGACAAACAAAAUCAACUCUCUGCAGCCAGGAAGCAGCUGAAGGCCGCCAAAGCCGAUCACAAGGCUUCCCACGAUGACAAGAGCAAAAAGGCAGUGGAGGUGAAGCGUAAAGCUGUGCAGAGGAUAGAGGAGCAGCUGAUGAAGCUCCAGGUCCAGGCCACAGACAGAGAGGAGAACAAGCAGAUUGCUCUGGGCACCUCUAAGCUCAACUACCUGGAUCCACGCAUCUCUGUUGCAUGGUGCAAGAAGUGGGGCGUUCCCAUUGAGAAGAUCUACAACAAAACGCAGAGAGAGAAGUUCGCCUGGGCGAUCGACAUGGCGGAAAAGGACUACGAGUUUUAAACAUACGUAACAUCUGAUCUUUUCUAUGCCUUCGAUUAUAAAGAUGGUUUGUAGUUAUUGUCAAAUGAUUCCACUGUGUGGUUACUGCAGGGCUGUGAAAGACAAAGACUUAACUGAAGCUGUGACCACAGGUUAAUAAUCAUUCUGUGUGUACAUACCUGUAGAUCGGUUGAGUAUGGGAAAAUAAGUCAUGAACUAUUUGACUAAAGUGGCCAAAAGGGCACCUCUCUUUUAGGAAAUUUUACAGUAGUGUGUAUGUAGCUGCAGCUGUCCGCUGGUCCCACAAUUAUGAACACGUGAGUAUUACCUUUUGUCCAAUGAAAUGUACUGAAGUUUGUAAGCCAUCAGAUUUAUGGAGGAAUUCUAUAUUCUCAUAGAAUAACGAAUUAACAGACGUUUUUAUGGGAGACUGUGAGAAACAACAGGAGAGAGGCAGUAAUAGGAUGAAUUUCAAUUUGCGCCAGUUUAGUGUGAAAGAUUGGUACAACAAAACGAGUCUGACGGAGUGAUGACAGCGUGAUCACAUGAUUAUUAUUAGCUCACAGAAUGUCAUCGUUUUCCAUUUAGUUUGCAGUUUAUUUCAGGGAUGUACAUAUUUUUGCCAUUUUUCAGUAAGUGUAUAAUUAAGUGUUUUAUAAAAUGCGUGCUGUAUGCGUCGUCAACGGAAAGCUCUUCAUUGCUCAUAUGCAACUUUUAUGUGUGUGUCUGUGUGCGCGCGCGCGUGUGUGUUGCUCCUCUGUUUUAUAAUAACAAUGAAUCAAUGAAUGAACAAGGCCUAAUGCUGAUCUAGGUUACUUGAAACGACUGAAAGUACAACAUGAUGUUUUGCGUGCCAGAGCUAAAAGGCACUUUUUCUUCUGACGGAGGGGUGUGGAUUUUUGCCAAAAAAAUAUCACUGUCACUGUAGUGUGCUGUUUUCGUAUUGCUGUGAUAAAGCAGAGAGUGUCUUUGAAUCCAUUUCCCAAUGUGAACAGAUAUUCAUACUUUUUGUCGUCAAUAUUUCUUGCUACCUGAACGUUUAUCACACAUUCCGACUGGCUUAUUGUUUUGAGCUUUGUAGUUUUCAGAAUAAAACAUCAACCUU